This is a messenger RNA of Talaromyces amestolkiae, 1515 nucleotides long. RefSeq lists its product as uncharacterized. The transcript is spliced from 4 exons. Bases 1 to 1515 code for a protein of 504 amino acids. Gene Ontology annotation, biological process: carbohydrate metabolic process; N-glycan processing. The record is from RefSeq and is a predicted model, not a curated record. Gene Ontology annotation, molecular function: calcium ion binding; mannosyl-oligosaccharide 1,2-alpha-mannosidase activity. NCBI's taxonomy places the organism in Eukaryota, Fungi, Ascomycota, Eurotiomycetes, Eurotiales, Trichocomaceae. Gene Ontology annotation, cellular component: endoplasmic reticulum; Golgi membrane.
AUGCGUUUCUCAACCGUGUCCCUGGCAGCCUUGACUGUCGCCAGUCCGGCUCUUGCAUCUCCUGUCUCGAGGGGAGAUACGGAGUCCGAACGCGCAAAUGCCGUCAAGCAAGCUUUUCAAAUUGCAUGGGAUGGCUACUAUGCUCAUGCUUUCCCCCACGACCAAUUGCACCCAGUAGACAAUGGCUACGAUGAUAACUAUGACGGUUGGGGCGCCUCCGCAGUUGAUGCUAUUUCUACCGCAGCUAUCAUGGGCAAUCAACAAGUCGUUGACCAAAUUCUCAACUACAUUCCUACCAUCGAUUUCAAAUACUCGAACGAGACAACUAUCAGUCUGUUUGAAACCACCAUUCGCUACCUAGGUGGCCUCUUGGCCGGUUACGACUUGCUCUCCGGCCCGGCUGCGAACCUUGUUUCUGAUAAGAGCAAGGUUCAUGCGCUAUUGUCGCAGGCUCAGGUUCUUGCUGAUACCUUGAGUUACGCUUUCGAAACACCCUCUGGUGUGCCAUACAACAACCUGCUCAUCAACAAUCGCAGCAAUGAUGGCUCGACAACGAAUGGCCUGGCUACUACCGGCUCCUUGAUCAUUGAGUGGACGCACUUAGCGGAUUUGACAGGCAACGAAACUUAUGCACAACUCGCCCAGAAGGCCGAAUCCUACCUAAUCCAUCCUCAGCCGUCUUGGGCUGAACCUUUCCCAGGUUUGGUUGGUAGUACGAUUGACAUCGCAACCGGUGAAUUCACCGACAACUAUGUCACAUGGAACGGCGGAGAUGAUUCCUUCUACGAAUAUCUUAUUAAGUUUUUCGUCUACGACCAAAGCCGUUUCUCAGAGUAUCGCGACGUCUGGCUUGCUGCGGCCAACUCUACUCUUGAGCAUCUCCUGUCCCAUCCUGCUCCCAAGCCGGAAUUGACCUUUGUCAAUAUCUGGGACAAUGGAACACUCAUCUCGACUAGUGAACAUCUGACUGGAUUCAUCGGCGGUAACUUCUUGUUGGCAGGUUCUGUUUUGGGCCGUCAAGAUCUCAUCGAUGCCGGCCUGGCAUUUACAGACUCAUGGCACGCAACUUACAACAGCACUGCAACAAAGAUUGGUCCCGAGGUGUUUGCUUGGGAUGAGGCGGGCGUUCCAGCUGACCAAGAAGCGUUCUACAAGGAGGCUGGCUUCUAUAUCACGUCAGCCGACUAUGUCUUGAGACCAGAAGUUAUUGAAAGUUACUACUAUGCUUACCGCAUCACUGGUGACACCAAGUACCAAGACUGGGCCUGGGAUGCCUUCCUUGCUAUCAAUUCUACAUGCCAUGUAGGAUCUGGCUACUCUGGAAUUCAGAACGUCAACAUUGCUGGAGGAGAUGGUUUUGACAACGUGCAAGAGAGUUUCCUCUUUGCCGAGGUUUUGAAAUACUCUUACAUGAUCCACGCAGAGGACGCCGACUGGCAAACGAAAGCCGAUGGCCUGAACAAGUUCGUCUUCAACACCGAAGCGCACCCUUUCAAGAUUGCCGGACCAGCGUAG